UAAAUAUUAAAGAAAUCUUACAGGCAGGUAAAGGAGAAGAUAUGAAUUCCUAUUUCACGAACCCCUCUUUAUCCUGCCAUUUAGCUAGUGGCCAAGAAGUUCUACCAAAUGUGGCCCUUAAUUCAACUGCCUAUGACCCUGUUAGGCAUUUUUCCACUUAUGGAGCAGCGGUUGCUCAAAAUAGGAUCUACUCUUCACCAUUUUACACACCGCAAGAUAAUGUUGUUUUCAGCUCCAGCCGGGGCCCCUAUGAGUAUGGAUCUAAUGCAUUUUACCAGGAAAAGGACAUGCUUACUAGCUGCAGGCAGAAUUCUAUGGGACACAAUACACAGACUUCAAUUGCACAGGAUUUUAACAGUGACCAAAACAGAACCAAUGCCCAGGAACAGAAAACUAGCAUACAGAUCUAUCCUUGGAUGCAGCGCAUGAACUCCCAUAGUGGGGUGGGCUAUGGAACGGACAGAAGGCGAGGUCGCCAGAUCUACUCCCGUUAUCAAACCUUGGAGCUGGAGAAGGAAUUUCACUUCAACCGUUAUCUGACCCGACGCAGAAGGAUUGAAAUCGCCAAUGCACUUUGCUUAACGGAGCGUCAGAUCAAAAUCUGGUUCCAGAACAGGAGGAUGAAGUGGAAAAAGGAGAGCAACCUGACCUCCACCCUGACGGGGAGCACUGGGGCUACUGCUGACAGCCUGGCCGGGGGGAAAGAGGAGAAGCGAGAAGACACAGAAGACCAGCCCAAAGAGUGA
This is a messenger RNA of Staurois parvus, 746 nucleotides long. The record is from the annotation of a GenBank genome assembly. Lineage: Eukaryota; Metazoa; Chordata; Amphibia; Anura; Ranidae.